Molecule: messenger RNA, 954 nt
Organism: Lodderomyces parapsilosis
Lineage: Eukaryota; Fungi; Ascomycota; Pichiomycetes; Serinales; Debaryomycetaceae
Exons: 1
Coding region: 1-954 (317 amino acids)
Biological process (GO): lipid metabolic process
Source: RefSeq, a predicted model, not a curated record
AUGUAUUUUGGUUUGCAAGAGAGAAAUGUGUACCCCAUCGACCCAGAAAUAUACUCCAACUUGUAUACCUAUGCCCACUUGAUCGACAUCUCGUAUUGCAUAUCUGAAGUCCAUGGAAUAGAUCCGCCAUUCAAGUGUGACUUGAACUGUGAAAAACGUUUUCCCAACAUGACAUUGGUUUAUCAAUGGUACUUUCCUGAAUCUGUAACUGGGUAUAUAGCAACCACGUACGACAACAUCUUCAAUUACAAUAUUGCCAAGCCCAAGAAGACCAUAAUCAUAUCACUUAGAGGUACAAGAUCAAUUUUUGAUACCUACGCGGAUAUGAAAGUGGAUAUGAUACACUAUUCAAAUCUCGGAAUAAACUUGCCAUCGUGUGGAAGUGGAUGCAAAGUCCACAAUGGGUUCUACAAUUACUUUGCAACAGCAUUGAACAAUAUCAAUCAAUACGUGGUUGAUGAAAUUGACGAAGACGAUUACGAGUUGAUUAUUUUAGGUCAUUCUUUGGGUGGAAGUGUUGCAUUAUUAUUGGGCUUGCACUAUCUCGAUGUAGGGUACGACAAGAUGACUUUGGUCACCAUGGGACAGCCACUUACAGGCAACUUUGACUUUGUGAAUUGGGCAGAUAAAGCAUUAGGUAGUCACAAUGGUCUUAAGCAUGACAGUUUCGAUAGAAAGUUUUUACGAAUAAUUCAUAAGAAUGAUGUGAUCACUACGAUACCUAGAAGUCGAAAUCCGUUUAUUCAAUACCAACAAUUUAAGAAUCAAAUCUACUUGAAUUGCUCAACUUCAAAUGCGAGACCACAAUUGAGUCAAGUGUUUGAUUGUGUUGAUGGUGCCAAUCAAAAUUGUAUUGCAAAUGAUUUCUUUUAUUUUGCAUUCGACAGACGAGACUAUUUACAGGCUCAUAUCACAUACUUUAGAAGGAUGGGGCUUUGUGGGGUGAUGAAGUAG